GGUCAAAGUUGAGCCUUAGGAAACAUGUUUUUGUAACAGCCUGUGACUGCUUUUUACCUAAGCUUCAUCUUCCACAGGAGCACGCCAGGACCAGCUCAGCGCCAGCGGACUUUAGGGCUCAAAAUGUUUCUCUCCUCAAUACGGACGUCGAUGUUUUGCGGUGGCAGAAGCGUCAGCAAGGGAUUUCAACACAACAGUCGGGGUCCACAGCUUCGACAAUGGCUUGCGAAGAGAGGUCAGAGCACCAUCACAGCAGAAGCGGGGGCCUCCUCCGCCACGGCAGCAGCUGCUGUCCCCAGUGCAGCUACAAAUCGCAUAGUAGGUCGCUGGUUACUAGGCUGCAGCGGGCUGGUGGUCGGGGCUGUUGUCUUGGGUGGUGUCACAAGGCUAACAGAAUCUGGGCUUUCUAUGGUUGACUGGCAUCUGGUGAGAGAGAUGAAGCCACCUCAGUCACAAGCAGAGUGGGAGGCUGAGUUUUCCAAGUACCAGCAAUUUCCUGAAUUCAAAAUAAUGAACCAUGACAUGACUCUGCCAGAGUUUAAGUUUAUCUUCUACAUGGAAUGGGGUCAUCGUAUGUGGGGCAGACUGGUUGGUCUUGCAUACAUCCUCCCCACUAUGUACUUCUGGAAGAAAGGAUACUUCACUCGCUCCAUGAAGGGAAAAGUUCUGGGGCUUUGCGGAUUUGUUUUCUUCCAGGGCCUUCUGGGAUGGUACAUGGUAAAAAGUGGUCUGGAGGAAAAGCCAGAGUCUCAUGACAUCCCACGGGUCAGCCAGUAUCGCCUGAGCGCUCACCUUGGUUCGGCCUUGCUACUCUACUGUGCCAGUCUCUGGACGGGGCUUACUCUGCUGCUGCCUGCGCACAAGAUGGCAGAGACCAGACAUCUCAUGCAGCUCAGAAGGUUUGCCAAGGGUACUGGUGGACUUGUCUUCCUUACUGCUCUUUCAGGUGCUUUUGUUGCUGGUUUGGAUGCUGGGCUGGUGUAUAACUCCUUCCCUAAGAUGGGAGAGCGAUGGAUCCCAGAUGACCUGCUGGCCUUUUCUCCCACCCUCAAGAACUUCUUUGAAAAUCCCACAACUGUGCAGUUCGACCACAGAGUUUUGGCGAUCUCUUCUUUGACCGCAAUUACAGGCCUCUAUCUGUUCUCAAGAAGGUCGGUGCUGCCCAGGAGGGCUAAGGUCGCCAUCAGCCUCCUUGCAGCAGUGGCUUAUGGACAGGUUGCCCUUGGUAUCAGCACCCUGUUACUGUAUGUCCCCACUCCACUGGCAGCAACUCACCAGUCUGGCUCUGUGGCGCUUCUCUCACUGGCCAUUUGGGUUCUGGCAGAGCUCCGCAAGAUGCCCAAGUAAUUGCCUGCUCCUUAACUGACAAAUCCAAUCCCUACCAGCCACAUCUCAAGCCUUUAAGAGUCAGCAGUGUCAUUGUGAACAAGACAUUUAGAGAGAGGGGAAAAAAUGGAAGCGUGAAAAAACGGAUAUGUUUUUUGAUUUAAGAAUGGACAUUUUAUGCAAAUGCUGAAGCAUCUGUCCUGUAGUGCUGCAAAGUCAUCCUCGUAUGGGGACAAUGAAUUAUCUCAUCACACCAUUGUUAAAUCAGAAUGUAAUUUGUUUUGCAAGGACUUACACAAAGACAUGCAAAAGCAAGAACAAGCAAUUUUCAGUUUCUUUUCAGCUUUAAUGACACAGCAAGAGGAUUUCCAGUUAAAGGUACAUAUCUGGUUUGCAGCCAGCCAGAAUUCUGAAGGAACAUGCGAAGUACACUGAAUUACUGUUUUUGUUCAUGCACACAGUUGUAACAGGCUGUUUGAAUGAAAAUUUCAAUUCAAAAUUGUUACUCACCUGUUGCCUUGUGUCUGCUCAUACACUGCCUGUUAGUUGAUUUAGUUGUGGCUGUUAGGAUUACGUAUAAUUGUGUAUAUUUAAAUUAUGAACCAUAUCUUGCUGACAUUAUGAUGAUGGAUUAUAAUGUAAAAAAAAAUGUUGAAUCUUGAUUGUUGCUACGUACUGUAUCUUUAGACAUGUAAAGCUGAAAGUUUUGUCUCAUUUUAAUAAAGACAAUUAUGUACAGUC
Molecule: messenger RNA, 2067 nt
Organism: Xiphias gladius (swordfish)
Lineage: Eukaryota; Metazoa; Chordata; Actinopteri; Istiophoriformes; Xiphiidae
Gene: cox15
Product: cytochrome c oxidase assembly protein COX15 homolog
Exons: 9
Coding region: 124-1347 (407 amino acids)
Biological process (GO): heme A biosynthetic process
Cellular component (GO): mitochondrial inner membrane
Molecular function (GO): oxidoreductase activity, acting on NAD(P)H, heme protein as acceptor
Source: RefSeq, a predicted model, not a curated record